AAGUCUGGCAGCACUGUUGGGCGGAAAUCAGAUUCGGCCAUCUGGCAACACUGCAUAGUUAAGAGUCAAAACAUUAAAUCGCAUUUUUUUACACGGUUGAAAAAUGUGGAUAUAAGUACUUAAACCGCAGCAGACCAACUUUUAAACAACGGCAAGAGAGCGCGACAGAGAUUCCCCAGAGAGAAGCGAGAGAGAGAGCGAGAAAGCCAUCGAGCGAGAUUCCCCACUCCACCUGCUGCAGUACCAGUUCUCCAUUGCACCCACACAUAGGCGUUAGACCACCGGACAGGAAACAGGAGACCACAUCCCCCUAGGCGAAAUGGACCGAAAGGCUGAGCUGGAACGCAAGAAGGCCAAGUUGGCCGCUCUGCGGGAGGAGAAGGAUCGCCGGCGCCGCGAGAAGGAGAUCAAGGACAUGGAGGAGGCGGCUGGUCGGAUUGGUGGCGGUGCUGGCAUAGACAAGGAUCAGCGCAAGGAUCUCAACGAGAUGCUGUCGUCGUUGGGUGUGGCCCCCGUCUCGGAAGUACUCUCCUCGCUGUCGGACGUCAACUCCAUGACGUCGGACAACUCCAACACACAGACCCCCGACGCCAGCCUGCAGGCCACUGUCAACGGGCAAAGCGGCGGAAAGAAACAGCCACUGAAUCUGAGCGUCUACAAUGUCCAGUCCACGAGCAUUCCACCAAAGGAGACCCUGGUCUACACGAAACAAACGCAGACAACCAGUACCGGCGGACACGAACGUGAUGUUCUUUCUUGCCACUCCUCGCCCCUGUCAGGAUAUAUGGAGGAUUGGUGGCGUCCACGUAAAGCUCAUGCUACGGAUUAUUAUGAUGAAUACAAUCUUAAUCCGGGUUUAGAGUGGGAGGAUGAAUUCACAGGAGACGACGAAGAGAGCUCGCUGCCACACCUGGACAAUGGAUUCACCUCCAAGCUGCCGCCGGGCUACCUCACCCACGGCCUGCCCACCGUCAAGGACGUGGCUCCAGCCAUCACGCCCCUCGAGAUCAAGAAGGAGGCCGAAGUGAAGAAGGAGGUUAACGAGCUAUCCGAGGAACAGAAGCAGAUGAUCAUCCUGUCGGAGGACUUCCAGCGAUUCGUGGUGCGCGCCGGACGCGUCAUCGAGCGUGCCCUCUCCGAGAACGUGGACAUCUACACGGACUACAUCGGCGGCGGGGACAACGAGGAGGCGAACGACGAACGCUCCCACGCCCGGCUCUCCCUCAACCGGGUGUUCUACGACGAGCGCUGGUCCAAGAACCGCUGCAUCACCAGCAUGGACUGGUCCACCCACUUCCCGGAACUGGUGGUGGCCUCCUACCACAACAACGAGGAGAGCCCCAACGAGCCGGACGGUGUGGUGAUGGUGUGGAACACAAAGUUCAAGAAACGGACACCCGAGGACGUCUUCCACUGCCAGAGCGCUGUGAUGUCCACCUGCUUCGCCAAGUUCAACCCGAACCUGAUCCUCGGCGGCACCUACUCAGGCCAGAUUGUGCUGUGGGACAAUCGCGUCCAGAAGCGCACGCCCAUCCAGCGAACACCCCUCAGCGCCGCCGCACACACGCAUCCGGUCUACUGCCUCCAGAUGGUGGGCACCCAGAACGCGCACAACGUCAUCUCCAUCUCCUCGGACGGCAAACUGUGCUCGUGGUCGCUGGACAUGCUCUCGCAGCCGCAGGACACCCUCGAGCUGCAGCAGCGCCAGUCGAAGGCCAUUGCCAUCACCUCCAUGGCCUUCCCGGCCAACGAGAUCAACAGCCUGGUGAUGGGCAGCGAGGACGGCUACGUCUACUCGGCCUCGCGUCACGGUCUGCGUUCCGGGGUGAAUGAGGUAUACGAGCGGCAUCUGGGCCCUAUCACGGGCAUCUCCACACACUACAACCAGCUGUCGCCGGACUUUGGGCAUUUGUUCCUCACCUCGUCCAUCGACUGGACCAUCAAGCUCUGGUCGCUCAAGGACACGAAACCAUUGCACUCCUUUGAGGACAACUCGGACUAUGUCAUGGAUGUGGCCUGGUCGCCAGUGCAUCCGGCGCUCUUCGCCGCCGUCGACGGCAGCGGCCGGCUGGAUCUGUGGAACCUCAACCAGGACACCGAGGUGCCGACGGCCUCGAUUGUGGUGGCCGGUGCUCCGGCCCUCAACAGAGUCUCCUGGACGCCGUCGGGCCUGCACGUGUGCAUCGGCGACGAGGCCGGCAAGCUGUACGUCUACGACGUGGCCGAGAAUCUGGCGCAGCCGUCGCGCGACGAGUGGUCCCGGUUCAACACCCAUCUCAACGAGAUCAAGAUGAACCAGAGCGACGAGGUCUAGGACGGACGGAGGAGUAGUCGAUGAUAGUUGGUACCAAUUCUGCGAUUCUCCGAUUUCUGGAACGCCAGAAGCGUGUUCUCCCCCCCCUCCCAAAAUGAAAUUAAAGUGUAGUCUUUUCUCCCGAACAUCCCUCCACUUGUGAUCCCGCUGCUCCCUAGUCUUUAUUGAUUUUUUUUUUCCCCUGUAAUGCCCAGCAUUAGUGCCAGGUCCCGGAAGAAGGCCAGGGAACUCGUGGCAUUCGGCACCGUAUUAGAGAAUAGAGGUUCAUCCAAUGAAGCUCGCUGGAUUGGUAUUGUAAUUUAUUUAAUUUCGGUAUUAUUAGACACUGCUCUCAAGUCCCCAUGUCCCCGGACAUCCUCCUUCCAGGAGGCGAGAGCAGAUACAAUAUAUGGAGUGGUCAGUAGGGCUUCUCCUCUUUUUAUUUGACGUUUCUGAACUAAGAAGAAGGAAGAAUCGCCUCCGACCGGAGACCGGAGAGAGCUACACUUAAACAAAUAACUGCUACAUAUUAUAUACAAACGAGAACAGCAACUAAGCUUAACCCGCGGAGAAGAAAGACAGGGCGUAGACGGGGGCUGGCUAGCUGGGCACUAGAAUGGAGACGGAGCCGGAACCCCCAUGUACAUGUAUUAGAGUGAAGCCUAUUUAACGAGAUUAAAUAAAGAUAUCUAUAUACACACAA
Molecule: messenger RNA, 2996 nt
Organism: Drosophila ananassae
Lineage: Eukaryota; Metazoa; Arthropoda; Insecta; Diptera; Drosophilidae
Product: cytoplasmic dynein 1 intermediate chain
Exons: 10
Coding region: 320-2314 (664 amino acids)
Biological process (GO): transport along microtubule
Cellular component (GO): cytoplasmic dynein complex
Molecular function (GO): dynein light chain binding; dynein heavy chain binding
Source: RefSeq, a predicted model, not a curated record